This is a messenger RNA of Diorhabda sublineata, 2157 nucleotides long. Its product is annotated as juvenile hormone esterase-like. Bases 362 to 2056 code for a protein of 564 amino acids. The record is from RefSeq and is a predicted model, not a curated record. NCBI's taxonomy places the organism in Eukaryota, Metazoa, Arthropoda, Insecta, Coleoptera, Chrysomelidae. The transcript is spliced from 10 exons.
AGUGCAUAUAGAAUUGUGACGCGUAGAUUGUUGUUUAUAAUAUAGGACCACCUCUUGGAAUUUUCAUUUAUUCUGAAAUAUUUUUCAUUUCGACAUAUUUUUUCCAACUUCCUCUCCUCUUAAUAAAAUAUAUUGUUAUUAAAUAAUAAAAUCACACUGUUGUAUUUGUUUGCUAGUUACGUUAAACGAUGUACGGCAUUGGGAGACACCAUUUAAUCAAUUUAAAUAAAUAAACACCAUAAUUUAUAAAUUUACUCGCAGAAUUGUUGCCCUAGUCUAUAAAAGUACAACCGUGAAUUUGAUUUCAUUCUAGUUUAGUGCAACUGGGAAGCGUGCCAUGUGCGGAUAAGUAACACUAAGUAUGAAACAUCAACUGGGUUUGGUGUUCUUUCUAGGCUGUGCCGUUUGCAUAGCGGUUGUACAGCCAACUAGUAUUUCAGAACUAUUGAUAAACACACCUUUGGGUCAAAUAAAAGGUUCCGUGAUCCAUUCCAGACUUGGUAAACAAAUAUUUUCGUUUAGAGGGAUCAGAUACGCCAAGCCGCCUAUCAACGAACUCAGAUUUAAGCCACCAGUUCGAGUAGAAAAAUGGGAAGGACUUUUAGAUGCUACCAAAGAUGGUCCUCUUUGUCCUCAACCUUCCACAGAACCUGUAUCAGAAGAUUGUCUUAGUCUUAACGUGUAUACGACCAAGUUACCGACAGAAGGUGAAAAACCAAAACGUCCCGUAAUAGUUUAUAUUCCCCCCGGAGGUUUUUACAGUUUAGGAGGAUCUAGCGCUUGGGCUGGACCAAAUUAUCUUCUAGACGAAGAAGUUGUUUUAGUUACGAUAACAUUUAGAGUAGGGACGUUAGGAUUCUUAAGUUUGGGAGAUAAAGAAGCUCCCGGUAACAACGGAUUGAAAGAUCAAGUCGAAGCCCUAAAUUGGGUCAAACAAAACAUCGAAGCUUUCGGUGGUGAUCCGAAUUCAGUGACUCUCCUCGGUUAUGGUACAGGUGCGUGGAGCGUGGUGCUGCAUAUGGUCUCCCCGAUGUCCCAAGGCUUGUUCCACAAAGCGGCAGCUUUAAGUGGUUCGCCUACAGGAGCCUGGCCUCUACCUACGAACCAAUUGGAGUUGGCCAAGAAACAAGCGCGAUUGGUGGGAUGUCCGGAUGAUACUGCAGCUAAUAUAAUUAAAUGUUUAAGGACGAAACCUUAUAACGAACUCGGGGAAUCGCUUCCUAAAUUUAAGGAAUUUGGUACUGAUCCAAUUUUGAUAUGGUCUCCGGUAAUCGAACAAGAUUUUGGUCAACCUAGAUUCUUACCAGCACAUCCUAUACAGUUAAUAACCAACGGGCAGUUCAGGAAAAUCCCAUUCAUAACAGGACAGACCAAGGACGAAUUCAGCAACAUCGCUUUUAAUGUUAUCCACAAUCAAACUUUAACGAAACAUAUGAACGAGGAAUUUGAAAAAAUUGCGCCGAUCGCAUUUUUGUAUGAAAGAGAAACCGAUUUUUCGAAAACAGUCAGUAAAACUUUGAAAACGUAUUAUCUAAAUGAUAAACCAGUAGAUAAUACGCAGUUGGCCAAAUUGACACAGUUAUAUUCGGACGCUCUCACCGGAUUCGGGGUUAACAGGGCAGUUAAAUUAUUUGCCGAAUACAGUAAUUCGUCUGUAUACUAUUAUCAGUUCAAUUAUCAAGGACGCUACAGCCAUUUCUACACACCAGAAAGCAACAACACAGUUCCUUAUGGUAUUGUUCACCACGAUGAUUUGAUUUACUUGUUUUAUAUCAAAUUAUUUCCUCUAUUUACUGAAACUUCCCCCCAGGAAAUCGAAAUGGUUACUAAAUUAACUAAGAUGUACGCAAAUUUCGCUAAAACCGGGAAUCCGAUUCCGACGCCGUCUGAACAAUUAGAUAACGUCAAAUGGGAACCAUUCACUUUAAACGAUCAAAAGUACAUGGAUAUCGGGAAUAAAUUAACGAUGUUUAACAAACUUAAUAACGAAAGAUAUAGCGAAUGGGAGAAAUUGUAUCCGUUGAGUAUGUACCAGAAAAACAAACAUAGUCAUUGAAUUUAUGUAGAUUGAAGAUGGAUUACUUAUUUUCUCGAAACGUUCAUAAUGUUAUUGUAUAUCAUUUUGCAUUUUUUGAAUACGAAUUUUGACGAACAUGA